AUGUUAGAUGUCUGCGAAAGUGCCAACGAAAGCAGUCAAGCAAGCAAGGAUGGGCAUUAUGUUGGACAAGACUUGCGAAAAAUCUCAACCGCCACGGAGGAACUGAAACCUGAGCCAAAUGUUACCACAGCGCAUGGCAAAACGGACAGGGCUUUAGCGGACUCAUUCAGGACCGAAACAGACUCAGAGGAUCCAAAACAGGACCAUAUAAAUGCCAUAACUGGCGGUGGGACGCGUGGCUUUAGAGCAGAGGAGCCGAGGGCAACGGAGCACUUCCAGCCUCUAACCGUGGAAACGGACCAAAGAGCUCACAUCACAGGCCUAAGAUGCAGUAGUUUUUCUCACUGCUAUUCUUAUCCACCGGAUUUAACAAGAUAUAUCAUCAACCCCUUGGGUGUCGCACACCGUCUCCUACACCCUGCUGCCCAAGUCAAAGUGCAGGGUGAAACUUUCUCCAGUGUAGCAGCAGCGACAGCCAUGGGUCACAUGCUGGCAGCUGUGUCAUCUGGCGGAGUGUGCGCCAUGGGCACGGCUGGUAUUCCGGCAUCUUCUUUACAAAGAGUGUCAGGAACGUCAGGAUUACCCGUGAACUUUCAGCAGCAUGCUAUGGCGUCACAGGUAUGCCCGUCAUUUAUUAAUUCAGCAACAAUACUCAAUAGGCUGCCUUUAUAUCUGUGCCCAUGACGCAUGUAAAUUAAGUAGGCUAAUGUAAGUCCUUAUUAUGAAAAUAACUGUCAACUUUGCUAGCCCUAACCACUCUUUCUUUAUUUCCCAUGCAGGGCCUCACAGUUUCUCCAAUUGGUGGUAUUUUCCCCUACCCCUACUCCUAUUUGGCAGCAGCGGCUGCUCUCUCCACCACAGCAUCGACCCCAGUACAUCGCCACCCAGUGCGCCCUCGUACUCGGUUCAGACCCUACUACAUUCCCAAUAGCGUACCAGACAACUGUUUGACACCACCGACAUCUAUUCAUCUUAUGACUGAUAGAGACGUGAAUUGUCACAGUAUUGGAAAUAGUCCGAUUGCUGCCAGAUUGGACUGUAGGCCUACGUCAGAGGUCAACAGUGAUUCUUUGCCACUGGGUUAA
Messenger RNA from Coregonus sp. 'balchen', 1085 nucleotides. The record is from the annotation of a GenBank genome assembly. NCBI's taxonomy places the organism in Eukaryota, Metazoa, Chordata, Actinopteri, Salmoniformes, Salmonidae.